UGUGGUUGAAUGGCACAGCACGAUACUUAUCGUUCGAAGUGCACGCCAAUAUUCCAUCAUUAGUCAGAGAACAGUGGCACUCCAGUGCGGAAGCAUGGCAAAGUAUGGCGUACUGACACUCCUGAUCACGGGCGCUCUCGUCGGGCUGGUGGAUGCUCGCUACAGUCAUGUGGCCUGUCAGGUGGUGGAGAACAAGUGGUGUACCGUGCAGCGUCUCCGCAUCAGUGCCCGGACGGACGUGCGUGGCCUAGUGUUCCCGGACGAUCGGUACGAGAAGAUCCGCAUUGGCCAGUACUACGACUUCGUCAACACCGACAGCACGAUCGUGAUCUUCUCCGGGGAACUGUUCUAUCGGAUGCGGCGCGUGCGCUACCUGCAGAUGAACGGUGUCCGGAUGGUUGGGCUCGACAUGCCCGACACCGUCAUCGAGCUGGACGUGGCCGACAACUGGCUGUCGCGGGUGUACAUCGACCCGGACCGUAGUUACGCCCUGCGGAAGCUGAUCAUGCGCAACAAUCACCUGACGAGCAUUAGCAGCUUCAAGUAUCUCAACAUGCUGGAGGAGCUCGACCUGAGCGAUAAUUUGCUGCAUGCGGUCAACUUUGACGUGUUCUCGUUCAUGCCGUACAUCCGUGUGCUGAACCUGGCACGGAACCGAAUUUUCAGUGCCACCGCUGGCCAAGGCGUCAUCUCGCUCGGUUACCUGGAGGAGGCGAACCUGGCGGAAAACCAGUUGACCAAGCUGGACGUCGGUGUUUGGCUGUUUCCGUCGCUCCGCAUGCUAAACCUCACCGGCAAUCCCAUCAAGCGCCUGAACCUCUCCAGCCAACAGUCAUUUCCGCGAUUGAAGAUUGUUCUACUGUGAACUGUAAGUAAGUAAGUAAGUGCCGCGUGUGGCCGCUGUUGGGUGUGGAACUCGCAUUGCCGUUAUAUAUAGUCGCUCGCAUUAGCCACCAAGGCGUUGAAGAUGAUAUGAUAAUAAAAAAAGAAAGUAAAAA
This is a messenger RNA of Anopheles aquasalis, 998 nucleotides long. RefSeq lists its product as uncharacterized. The record is from RefSeq and is a predicted model, not a curated record. Lineage: Eukaryota; Metazoa; Arthropoda; Insecta; Diptera; Culicidae. Gene Ontology annotation, molecular function: protein binding.